Messenger RNA from Fundulus heteroclitus (mummichog), 3475 nucleotides. It is a transcript of the gene flrt2, whose product is annotated as fibronectin leucine rich transmembrane protein 2. NCBI's taxonomy places the organism in Eukaryota, Metazoa, Chordata, Actinopteri, Cyprinodontiformes, Fundulidae. The record is from RefSeq and is a predicted model, not a curated record. The coding region runs from base 1313 to 3277 and encodes 654 amino acids. The transcript has 2 exons. Gene Ontology annotation, molecular function: protein binding.
CACAUGGCGAAUAGUGCAGCUGAUGGUUUUAGUCAACGAAAUCCACUAAUCCAGAGCAAUGCAGGAAACUGCUGUGGUCAUAUUUUUUUUUUUUUUCACCGAGGUUGUGACUCCAAGUCGAACGCCUGGAUUUUGUGCAUGAAGCGCAAAUGAAAGCUGUGUUUUCGCUGCGGGGGCAAGGUAGGCUGGGCGAGGAACGGGUAGGGAUCAAGUCUGUUGGGAGGCAAACUAUUUUGUGCAGUUUGAGGGGCGGCUGGGAGGAUCUGUGGCUUAGAGCCAUCACGGAGCUGCUGGAAGGAGAAGCAUUCUUCACCGUGAGGAAGGGGCGGAGGGACGGAGGAGAGGAGAGGAGAGGGAAAGGGAGAGGGAGAGGUGAUCGGAGCAGGCACGUCGCCCUAUCAACUGAAUCCAUCUUGAAAAACAGCUCGCAGGGAGUCUGAGCUCUGAGCUGCGCAGGCAGAAGAAGACCUCCCGACUUUUUUUUUUCCAGCGCACACGGGCGGACGCAUCUGGGCGGCAUGGUCCGGGAAGAGUGUGUCCUCACGGCGCGGAGACAGUGUGCGAGAGCGGGGGAGCCGCGUUCCUCUGUCCCGGUGCGCCGCGGACUGUGCUGAGUGAAAGCGGCGGAGCUCACUCACUCACUCACACUCAUAUAGGCGGUGAAAAAAGUGCGGACUUACGGACGGGGAGAGAGAGCGCGGGAGUGGGGGGGGACCCAUGCAGGAUAAUAUUAUGCUUUUUGGUGGACUCGCCGGGUCCAAGCCGCUGAUCGGAGCCCUUUACGCACGGAGAUACAGAAAGACCGCAUGAAGGACGGAGGCUCGGAGAGAGGGCAAAAGUUAAAUGCGGCGGCAGGGUUCGAGAUGGACGCGGGAUCGCAAAAGGUCUCUGGAUCCAAAUGCCACCCCCGGUGGGCUCUGCGGUGGUCCGGGACCAGCGGUGUGUGACGGACAGGCGAGCGAAGCCUGUGGCGGCCUUCUCCUGUGCUUCUUCAAAUUGGCUCCGGCUGAGCUCUGCGUGGAGCAGAGAGUGAAGGGUCCCGCUAUUGUUUGACGUCUCAGCAUGGAUGGAGUCGCCACCACAAAUGAGGCCGUCGCUCUUCAGCUGAGGACUAGCGUUUACGGGAUUACCGUCUUUGUUUCCUGCUCCGUUCCCAACUAACUGUCUUGUUGCUAGACUCUCCUUAGGUGGACCUCUUUGCAGAGUCGUGUUUUUUUGGUGGAUACAUACAAUUUAUUGCCUUUUUUUUGGGGGGGGGGGGUUACUUUUUUUUUAUUGUCAGUCUCCUUUUUCCCUUUUUUGCUUUUCCACUAUGGAGUUUCUGGCUGGACCAUGGAAUAAAGAUUGGGCCUCAUUUUUACAGUUUUGGUUGACUGUCAUCCUCAGCCUUCAAAUGCAGUUCAGCCCGAUUGCGUCGUGUCCCCAAGUGUGUCGCUGUGACAAAACGUUUAUUUACUGCAACGAACGCAGCCUGACAUCAGUGCCUCUGGGGAUCGGAGAGGGCUAUAGCAUCCUCUACCUACACAACAACCAGAUCAACAACGCUGGCUUCCCUGUGGAAUUUCACAAUAUAGAAUCCAUAGAAGUUGUUUAUCUGUACGGCAACCAGCUGGAUGAGUUCCCCAUCAAUCUGCCCAAAAACACAAAAGUCCUGCAUCUCCAGGAGAACAACAUACAAACAAUCUCCCGAGCAGCCUUGGCUCAGCUGAGUAAACUUGAGGAGCUGCACCUUGAUGAUAACUCCAUCUCUACAGUGGGGGUGGAGGAAGGGGCCUUUAGGGAGGCGCAAAGUCUUAAGCUCAUUUUCCUAACCAAGAACCACUUAAGCAGUGUUCCUAUAGGCCUUCCUGAGGAGCUGAAGGAGCUGCGGUUAGACGAGAACCGCAUUGCUGUUAUUGCAGAGGAGGCCUUUCAGAACGUGACACGUCUGCAGCGCCUCCUGCUGGAUGGAAACCUACUAACGGACGAGGGCAUCGCGCCGGGGACUUUCAGGGACCUGGGCUCUCUCCGAGAACUGGCCCUGGCUCGGAAUUCCCUCACCUUUCCCCCGCCCCUUCUACCAAGCCAGUCACUGGUCAAGCUCAGUCUGCAGGAGAACCUCAUCAACCAGAUCCCUGUGGUGGCCUUUGCUGAGCUAAACAGACUAGAAAAACUAGAUAUUUCCUCAAACCAGCUGCAGACGCUCACGCAGGGUGUUUUUGACGGCCUGUCGAGCCUGAAGCACCUGAUAGUGCGCAGCAACCCCUGGCGUUGUGACUGCUCCGUGAAAUGGGUGGUGGUAUGGCUCAAGUCCUUGCCAUCCUUCAUCAACGCCAGGGGCUUCGUGUGUAACAGUCCGGAGAAAGUGCGAGGCAUGACAAUCAGAGAGCUCACGCUGGACGUUAUUGAGUGCCCUAUUCUCCCCGACCAGACGCCCUGGCCCACCCUCCGCUCCACUCCUCCUCCCCCACCCACCACCGCCCCUAUCACCACCAUGAUCUCCACCCUCGUCACCACAUAUAACCCUUACUACUUUGACCCCUCCUCCCCUCCCUUACCCCCUUUCCAUAACAACCCCCCAGGACCCCUACCCCCCUAUGAGGAUCCCCUUCAGAUCUCCAUCCAUGUGGUCAACUCCACCAACAUUGAGGUGAGCUGGGCGUCUUAUUUCACCGUCACGGCCUACAAAGUCACUUGGGUCAAAAGGAGCCAAAGCCAAAAUGAAGGGAUGCGAGAGAAGACAGUUAAUGGGGAUCGGCGGCACCUCAGCCUCACCAACCUCGAGCCCCGCUCUGUAUAUCGGAUCUGUGUUCAUGUUCUGGACACCCUCAACUCCUACAGGCCAGGAGAGGAUACUAUCUGCUCUGAGGCUCAGACCAAGGCACCCAUUUCUCCUAAGCCUACCCCACAGGACGGCCUGAACUCCACGCUGCUCAUGGCUGGGAUUAUAGGCGGAGCCCUUCUCAUCAUCUUGGUGACACUGCUGGGCCUGUUCUGCUGGCACAUGCACCGGAAGAGCCGGUCUUCCUCAACCAAGUGGAAAUACAACCGGGGCCGGAGAAAAGAUGACUACUGUGAGGCGGGAACCAAGAAGGACAACUCCAUACUGGAGAUGACUGAGACCAGUUUUCAGAUAGUGGCUCUAAACAAUGAGCAGCUGCUCAAGGGAGACUUCCGGAUUCAGCCGAUCUACACGCCCAACGGGGGCAUUGGAUUUAGAGACUGUCACCUCAGCAACAACAGCAUAGCUUACUGCAAGAGCAGCAACGUUCCCAGUACAGAGUUCUGCCACACGUGAUGCAGCACUCGGACGGACGUGUGCCAGAAACAACUACUUAAAUACACACUGUUUGUGUAGAUGACAUCUAAAAGUAAAAAAAAAAAAAAUUCUAGUGAAAUAUUACUGUACCAUAUAUAUUUCCAAGAUCCGUCUACAAUGUAAUUUAUACUGUGGAUAAUAAUGUGGGAUUCUCUGCUAUCUUUUUUAUUCUUAGGA